AUGCCAGAAGAGCGACUCCCAAAACUCUGUUUUAAUAGACUUAAAACAUUAGAUAAGGAUAAGCCUGACAUAGACUUCAAUUGGGUGUCUCACUUUAGAGCAAUAGCCGAACUUAAUGCCUUUGCAGAAGAGCUUUCUGUUCACCACACAAACGGACUUCUUCGAUACAAAGACUACAUCCUUGAAAAAGCACACAACGAUUAUUUCUCGCCGACAUUCAAAGAACUUUAA
Molecule: messenger RNA, 231 nt
Organism: Nezara viridula (southern green stink bug)
Lineage: Eukaryota; Metazoa; Arthropoda; Insecta; Hemiptera; Pentatomidae
Source: the annotation of a GenBank genome assembly